Erinaceus europaeus (western European hedgehog) is the source of this 2226-nucleotide messenger RNA. It is a transcript of the gene PES1, whose product is annotated as pescadillo ribosomal biogenesis factor 1. Lineage: Eukaryota; Metazoa; Chordata; Mammalia; Eulipotyphla; Erinaceidae. Gene Ontology annotation, biological process: maturation of LSU-rRNA from tricistronic rRNA transcript (SSU-rRNA, 5.8S rRNA, LSU-rRNA); ribosome biogenesis. Bases 235 to 1995 code for a protein of 586 amino acids. Gene Ontology annotation, cellular component: nucleolus; PeBoW complex. Gene Ontology annotation, molecular function: RNA binding. The transcript has 15 exons. The record is from RefSeq and is a predicted model, not a curated record.
GACGGAUAAACUGGGCCGGCCGGGCUCACGGGAAUUUCAGGAACGGGACUGGAGGUCCCCGAGCGCGGGGCGUAGCUGUGGCUCUGGCGGAGGAGCCGUCCGCUCUCCCGCAGGCGCUCAGGCAGCGCGAAGGGCAGCCCGGCGGCGCCAGGUCCCCGGGGUCCUCAGAGGCGCACGCGGGGCUGCGGGGCUGCGGGCCGGAGCGCGGGGCGGGCGGCGGCGGGGCGAGCGACCAUGGGCGGCCUGGAGAAGAGGAAGUAUGAGCGUGGCUCUGCCACCAACUACAUCACAAGGAACAAGGCCCGCAAGAAGCUGCAGCUGAGCCUGGCCGACUUCAGGCGGCUGUGCAUCCUCAAGGGCAUCUACCCCCACGAGCCCAAGCACAAGAAGAAGGUGAACAAGGGCUCCACGGCGGCCCGCACCUUCUACCUCGUCAAAGACAUCCGGUUUCUGCUGCACGAGCCCAUCGUCAGCAAGUUCCGGGAGUACAAGGUGUUUGUGCGCAAGCUGCGCAAGGCCUACGGGAAGAGCGAGUGGGGCACCGUGGAGCGGCUCAAGGACAACAAGCCCCACUACAAGCUGGACCACGUCGUCAAGGAGCGGUACCCCACGUUCGUGGACGCGCUGCGGGACUUGGACGACGCACUGUCCAUGUGCUUCCUUUUCUCCACCUUCCCGCGCACCGGCAAGUGCCACGUGCAGACCAUCCAGCUGUGCCGGCGGCUGGCCGUGGAGUUCCUGCACUACGUCAUCGCGGCCCGGGCCCUGCGCAAGGUCUUCCUGUCCAUCAAGGGCAUCUACUACCAGGCCGAGGUGCUGGGCCAGCCCAUCGUGUGGGUCACCCCCUACGCCUUCUCCCAUGACCACCCCACAGAUGUGGACUACAGGGUCAUGGCCACCUUCACUGAGUUCUACACCACCCUCCUGGGCUUCGUGAACUUCCGCCUCUACCAGUCACUCAACCUGCGCUACCCCCCGAAGCUCGAGGAGGACUUGGCUCACGCCGCUUCCAAGACCAGGGAGGACGCCUACGCCUUGGAGUCUGAGAGCUCCAUGGAGAAGCUGGCGGCCCUCAGCGCCAGCCUGGCCCGCGUGGUGGUGCCGGCGGAGGAGGAGGAGGCGCAGCUGGAUGAGUUCCCUGCCGACUCGGAGCCGGCGGCCCAGGAGGAGCGGCAGCAGGAGCUGGCGGCCCAGGAGCAGCACAAGAAGCUGUUUGAGGGUCUGAGGUUCUUCCUCAACAGGGAGGUGCCCCGGGAGGCCCUGGCCUUCGUCAUCAGGAGUUUCGGGGGAGAGGUGUCGUGGGACAAGUCCGUGUGCAUCGGGGCCGCGUACGAUGCCACCCACCCCGGCAUCACCCACCAGGUCGUGGACCGGCCCGGCCAGCAGACCCCCAUCCUCGGCAGGUCCUACGUGCAGCCGCAGUGGGUGUUUGACUCCGUAAACGCCCGGCUGCUCCUCCCGGUGGCCGAUUACUUCCCCGGGGUGCAGCUGCCCCCGCAUCUCUCCCCCUUCGUGACGGAGAAGGAAGGCGAUUACGUGCCCCCCGAGAAGCUGAAGCUCCUGGCCCUGCAGCGGGGAGAGCAGCCUGGAGAUGAGGAGGAGGAAGAGGAAGACAGCGAAGUGGGAGAGCCGGAGGACGAGGAGGAAGAGGCAGAGGCUGGCGAAGAGGAGGAGGAGGAAGAGGAGGAGGAGGAGCAGCAGGAGGAGGCCCGGCUGAGGGCCCUGGAGGAGCAGAGGCUGGAGGGGAAGAAGCCCAGGGUGCUGGCGGGCACCGUGACGCUGGAGGACAAGCAGCGGCUGGCGCGGGAGGAGGAGAGCGAGGCGCGGCGGCUGGCCAUCAUGACCAUGCGGAAGCGCGAGAAGUACCUGUACAACAAGAUCAUGUUCGGGAAGAGGCGCAGGACGCGGGAGGCCAACAAGCUGGCGGAGAAGCGCAAGGCCCACGACGAGGCUGUGAGGGCCGAGAAGAAGGCCAAGAGGGCCGGGUCGCUGUGAGCCGCGCUCGGCGUCUGGGGCGAGAGCUGGCGUGGCUGCUGACCGGUGCCCCCCACCCCCCAGCCCCCCGUAGCUCCUUGCUGCCACUAGGCAGAGCCUUCAGUGCCCGCUGCCUGCCCCACGCGGCUCCCCCAGCUCUCUGCAGAGCACCCCCAGCACGUGCCUGGCUCCCCCAGCUGCCCAGCCACAGCGUGUGGCGGGAAUCUUAUUAAACGGCUCGUUUUAUAGCCA